AAAGUAAGUCAACGGAAGCGAGAAUAGAAUAGCCGUUAGUUUCACAGGUCUCACUGCCUGUCUAAAAUCGAUAGGCGAUUGGCUUUCUAGCAGCAUAGGAUUCUGUGGGUCUUGUUAUCGUACCCACCUAAGGGGUUCGUCAUGGCCUUGAAAAGGAGACGGGCGACGUCCCCUUCUAGCAGUGUGAGUGGAGGAGAUUUUGACCAUAGCCAGACUUCGUUAGUGUCUUCAAUUGGGAGAAAGAGGAGAAGGACCUCAAACAUUCCGACUGUGGAUCCUAUUGCUGUAUGCCACGAGCUGUACAACACAAUCAGAGAUUACAAGGAUGACCACGGCCGGAUGCUGUGUGAGCUGUUCAUCAGAGCACCCAAACGAAGGAAUCAGCCAGACUAUUACCAUGUGGUGUCUCAGCCCAUUGACAUGAUGAAGAUCCAGCAGAAAUUAAAGAUGGAGGAGUACGAUGAUGUCGAUCAGCUAACCAGUGACUUCCAGCUUCUGUUCAACAAUGCAAAGACUUAUUAUAAGACUGAUAGUCCUGAGUACAAAGCAGCCUGCAAGCUGUGGGACCUCUACCUCCGGACGAAGAAUGAGUUUAUUCAAAGGGGUGAAUAUGAAGAUGAUGAUGAAGAUGGAUACAAUGCACAAGAAAACCCCGGAGGUUCCACUGAAGAUGAGAGUGCAUCAGCUUGUUUGAAAGAAGUUCUGGAGCAGCUCCUUGACGCUGUUGUGUCCUAUACUGAGCCAAGUGGUCGCCUGGUCAGUGAGCUCUUCCAGAAGCUUCCAUCCAAAAUGCAAUAUCCAGACUACUAUGCUGUAAUUAAAGAACCAAUAGAUCUGAAACUCAUCGCUCAGAAAAUCCAGCUGGGCAAUUAUCGAUGUGUCAGCGCCAUGGCUAAAGAUGUGGACCUGCUGGUGAAGAACGCCAAAACCUACAAUGAGCCUGGUUCACAGGUUUUUAAGGAUGCUAACACUAUUAAAAAGGUUUUUGCACAAAAGAAGUCCGAGAUGGAACAUGGAGAGCCAAUCAAGUCCAGUAUUCGCAUCAGAAAUAAAAGGUCUGUCCAGGGAGACCGGCUCUCAGCUAUCACUAUGGCUCUUCAGUAUGAAAGUGAUGAGGAGGGUAUCCUUUCUGGGACCGUCCACUAUGAUGAGGGUGAAUCUGAAGCAGAGAGUAUGACUUCGAACAUUGACAUGAGCAACCCCAUCUUCCAGCUUUAUGAAGCUGUUCGGGGAGCCAGGAACAGUCAGGGCCAGCUGAUUUCUGAGCCCUUCCUACAGCUGCCCUCUAGGAAAGACUACCCCGAUUAUUACCAGCAGAUCAAUCAGCCGGUCUGCCUGCAUCACAUCAAGAACAAGAUGAAGAACAAUGAAUACGAGAGUGUUGAGCAUAUUGACUCUGAUCUAAUGCUGAUGUUUGAGAAUGCCAAACGCUACAACGUUCCCCACUCCUCCAUCUACAAACGUGCGCUCAAGCUUCAGCACAUCCAGCAGAUGAAGAGAAAGGAGCUUUUGCAAAGAACAGAUGAUGAUGGCGACAGCAUGCUCUCCUCGGCCACGUCCGACACCAGCAGCACAAAAAGAAAAAGGUUCACUUUGGUUCUAAAACAUUCAACCCUGCACCCAUUUUUUGUGGAACUAACCUGUCUGUUGUCUUUUUUGGUUUCCAGCCACAAGAAAAACACAAAGAAAAAUCGAAUGAAAGCUCUACUAGCCUCUGUUACUGAAGCCAGAGAGUCCGGGACUGGCCGGAGACUCUGUGACCUCUUCAUGGUGAAGCCAUCUAAGAAGGACUACCCUGAUUACUACAAAGUUAUCCUGGAUCCAAUGGACCUCAGGACCAUAGACUACAACAUCCGCUCAGAAAAGUACAUGACUGAGGAUGCAAUGGUGGAGGAUAUGAAGCUGAUGUUCCGCAAUGCCAGGCAUUAUAAUGAAGAAGGCUCCCAGGUCUACAAUGACGCAGCCAUUCUUGAGAAGAUCAUGGAAGACAGACGCAGAGAUCUUGGGCCAGCAACGGAUGAUGAUGAUAUUAUGUCUCCAAAGUUAAAAAUAAGAAAGAGCAGCCUCUCUCUGAAAAAGUCCAAGUACCUGACCCCCUUGCAGCAGAAACUAAAUGAGCUUUAUGAAGCCGUAAAGAACUACACGGAUAAGCGAGGCCGUCGCCUCAGCACGAUCUUCCUGCGGCUUCCAUCUCGUGCUGAGCUGCCCGAUUACUACAUCGCCAUCAAGAAGCCUGUAGACAUGGAGAAGAUCAAGAGCCACAUGCUGGCUAACAAGUACCAGGACGUGGACGCGCUGGUCGAAGACCUGGUGCUCAUGUUCAACAAUGCGUGCACCUACAACGAGCCUGAGUCUUUAAUUUACCGCGACGCUCUGCUGCUGCACAAGGUGCUAUUGGAGACGAGGCGGGAACUGGAAGGUGGAGAGGACAAUCACGUUCCCGAUGUGCCCCGACUCAUCCAGGAACUCAUCCGGAGUCUCUUCGUCUCUGUGCUCGGUCACCAAGACGAUGAAGGACGUUGUUACAGUGAUUCUCUUGCAGAGAUUCCUGCUGCAGAUCCCACCAACCCAGAGAAGCCAGCGCUCAAUUUCGAUAUUGUCAGGAAAAAUGUGGAAAGGGGCCGCUACAAGAGGUUGGAUGUAUUUCAGGACCACAUGUUUGAAGUUCUGGAAAAGGCCAGACGAUUGAAUAGGACUGACUCAGAGAUCUUUGAGGAUGCAGUGGAACUGCAGCAGUUUUUGGUUCGUAUCAGAGAUGAGCUGUGUAAAAAUGGAGAGAUCCUGAUGUCCCCUGCCCUCAGCUACACUUCGAAGCAUUUGCACAGCGAUGUGGAAAAGGAAAAGAAGGAAAAGCUUCCCAAAGAGAUUGAGGAGGACAAAAUUAAGAGAGAAGAGGAGAAAAGAGAGGCAGAGAAAAGAGACGGCACUGUUGGAGGCUCCUGGCAGGUUCAGCGUACGUACAGUCAGGACUGCAGCUUCAAGGACAGCAUGUACCAUGUGGGAGAUUAUGUUUAUGUGGAGCCUGCAGAGCCUAACCUCCAGCCACAUAUCAUUUACAUUGAACGCCUUUGGGAAGAUGAUACGGGGGAGAAGUGGCUGUACGGCUGCUGGUUCUACAGGCCAAAUGAAACAUUUCAUCUAGCAACAAGAAAAUUCUUGGAGAAAGAAGUUUUCAAGAGCGAUUAUUAUAACAAAGCUCCUAUCAGCAAAAUUCUGGGGAAAUGUGUGGUCAUGUUUGUGAAGGAGUACUUCAAGCUUUCCCCAGAAGGAUUCAGGCAGGAGGAUGUCUACGUCUGCGAGUCUCGCUACUCUGCCAAGUCAAAGUCCUUUAAAAAGAUCAAGAUGUGGGCCAUGCCGCUCAGCUCGGUUCGAUUUGUUCCCAGAGACGUCCCCCUGCCGGUGGUCCGAGUCGCUUCUAUGUUUGUCACUAAACAAGAUGACAAGCCAGCAGAGAUUGUAGAAGAAAGCAAAAUGACUGCUGGUAUUAUAGACAAAGAGAGGGAGGAUGUUCCACUGGAUGUGACCAACGGAGAACCAGGCUGUCAGUACUAUGAGCAACUCUGUUACAACAACCUGUGGCUGAAAGUGGGAGACUGUGUUUACAUUGCUUCUCAUGGACUGGUGCGCCACCGAGUGGGCAGAAUUGAGAAAAUGUGGAUGCGAGAUGAAGCAGGCUACUUCUUUGGUCCCAUCUUUAUCCAUCCUGAAGAGACGGAGCACGAACCGACUAAGAUGUUCUACAAGAAGGAAAUGUUCUUAAGCAACUUGGAGGAGACCUGUCCUAUGACCUGCAUCAUAGGAAAGUGCGUUGUGGCAUCGUUCAAAGAAUACUUGUCUUGUCGGCCCACUGAAGUGCCUGAAGAAAAUGUUCUUCUCUGUGAGAGUCGCUACAUCGAGAGUGAAAAGCAAAUGAAGAAGUUCAAGGGUCUUAAGCGUUUUUCCCUCUCUGGGAAGGUGGUAGAAGAUGAAAUCUACUAUUUCAGGAAGCUGAUAGUUCCCCAGAAAGAACCAUCUCCUCUGCUGGACAGGAAAAUUGAGGAACUUGAAGCUAAGUUUGCUGAUAUGACCGAUGAAGAGCUGGAAGAUCUUGGGGAUGAUGAUGGGGACCUGGGGGAUCAUUCCCUUCCUCAGAUGCAAUCCUCUAUGAAUAGUGACAUGGACAUGAUGUCAUACACCCCUCCACAGUCGACUCCUAAAUCUAUGAAGGGGCUUGCAAAGAAAGAAGCUUCGAAGCGGAAAAUCAACAUGAGUGGCUACAUCCUGUUCAGUAGCGAGAUGCGAGCGGUCAUCAAAGCUCAGCACCCGGACUUCUCUUUUGGGGAUUUGAGUCGUCUUGUUGGCACAGAGUGGAGGAACCUGGACAGUUCCAGGAAAGCAGAGUAUGAAGAGCGAGCAGCUAAAGUUGCUGAACAACAGGAGCGCGAGAGGGGUCAUCAUCAGACGUCCCCAAGAGCAGGUACCCCAGUAGGGGCACUGAUGGGGGUAGUGCCUGCCCCAACCCCCAUGGGGAUGCUAAAUCCCAGCAUGACGCCUGUGUCAGGUGUGAUGGGUGUAUAUAGGACAGCUAUGAUGGACCAUGUUGAAGGCAUGGUCAGUUUGGCUGGUAUACCACCACAUCACAUGGGGAUGCCUGUCUUUCCCCAACAUCUCCUGCCCGUUAUGCCUGGGUUCCGUGGAAUGCCGUCCUUUGGUGUUAACGGCCUGGGAAUUGGAUCAGCAGCAGGAAACAUGCAUGGAUCACAGGUGGGUUUGGGCUCAGGACAGCAGGCUCCUCCUCCAUACCCAGGACAAAGCCAUCUGGGCCAGCCAGCUCUCCACCAGCCCUCCACUCCAGUGUUUGUGUCUCCCCCUGCCAAAUCUCAGCGGCUGCUGCACUCAGAGGCCUACCUCAGAUACAUUGAGGGCCUCAAUGCAGAAUCUUCCACUGUCAGCAAAUGGGACCAUGCACUCACAGUAAAAAAACAAGAUGUGCGCAUGACAAAAGAGCAAGAAAGCAGACUACCUUCCCACUGGUUGAAGAGCAAGGGGGCCCAUAAGACCAUGGCAGAUGCACUUUGGCGGCUUCGUGACCUGAUGAUGCGCGACACCCUUAACAUUCGUCAGAUGCACAACCAGUAGCAUGUGGAUAUUGUGAGCCUCUGUUCCUAAAACUGUUUAAGAGAAGGAGGUUUAAGCUCACUAAAAAUCUUUGUUGUUAUAAAAAGAAGUUGUUUGUGUUCAUAACAUAUGCCUUCCAUGUUGAAGCUGCCUUUUUGUUUUUCAUUUUGUAUUUCAUUUCAUUCAAAGUAUAUCAUGAAUACUGUUCAUCUGUGAUGAAGGUUAUCAUGUCAUAAUUUCACAAUAAAAUUGUGAGGAGUUCAGA
This is a messenger RNA of Gambusia affinis (western mosquitofish), 5362 nucleotides long. RefSeq names its product protein polybromo-1-like. NCBI's taxonomy places the organism in Eukaryota, Metazoa, Chordata, Actinopteri, Cyprinodontiformes, Poeciliidae. The transcript is spliced from 29 exons. Gene Ontology annotation, biological process: chromatin remodeling. The record is from RefSeq and is a predicted model, not a curated record. Gene Ontology annotation, cellular component: RSC-type complex. Gene Ontology annotation, molecular function: protein binding; chromatin binding. Bases 142 to 5118 code for a protein of 1658 amino acids.